AAUUACGCGAUGAUGGCUGGAGUUCUUGAGUUAUCCAAAAAAAAUAUAUAUUACUGAUCUUGCGCUGUCUCAAAAAAGUAUAAGCAUAAAUAUAUUUUUUAAAUAAAUUAAAUAUUGGAACCUAAAUAAAGAAUUUCAUUUAACUGAAAAACAAAAUAAAUUGAUGACAUAUGUGCUCUCUCUCUCUCUCUCUCACACACACACACACACACACAAAUAGUGUAAAUUAGUUUAUGAACAAGAUAUUAUUAACUCCUUAAAAACAAAUUAUUUCUAAAAACAAAAAACUAAAUUCAAUAUAUAAAAGAUAGAUAUAUUUAGAUUUAAAAUCUUAUUUUAAAUGGGUUAAAAUUCGAACAUAACAAAUUUCAUUAGCUUAGAAACAAAAUAAAUAUAAUAGCAUCAUAAAUGCUAAAAAAUAUAUAUUUCAAAAUAUAAUUUUUGUAAAUGAUUUUAAAUAUUUAAAAUAAAUUAUAUUAAUGUAAUAUUAAGUUUUUAUUUUUAAAAUAGUUUUAAAUUUUAAAAUAAAAAUUAUAAAAAUAUUUCACGCAAUAUUAGUGAUAUAUUUAGUAGGUAAAUAUCUUCAUUAAACAUUAAUUAAAGUGUUACAACUCGCAAUAAUCUUUUUAUUUUUUUAUUUCUGUAACGACAACAAAAUCAAUACUACAAUUCCUAAACCGAGAUCACCAGAUCACCAUCAACCACACCAUCCCGCCACGUGUACGAUCCUGAUCACCUCUUCCUCUCUCUCUCUCUCUCCCUCUCUCUCUCCCUCUCUCUCACGCUUCUUCGCUCCGCAGCAAUAGCAAAAAGCCAACCAGACCACCCCGUAAGCCAAAGGAGUCCACUCUCUCUCUCUCUCCUAUCUUCUUCCUCUCAAAUCUCUUCAGGCAUAACGAGUCCGGAGAUUGCUUCUUCUUCUUCUUCUUCUUUGUAUCAGACAUGUCUUACGACUACCUCUUCAAGUACAUAAUCAUCGGAGACACAGGUGUGGGAAAAUCCUGUCUGCUGUUGCAGUUCACGGACAAGAGGUUUCAGCCGGUUCAUGAUCUCACCAUCGGUGUCGAGUUCGGCGCUCGCAUGGUUACGAUCGAAGGCAGACCCAUUAAGCUCCAGAUUUGGGACACGGCUGGUCAAGAGUCCUUCAGAUCCAUCACUAGGUCAUACUACAGAGGAGCUGCUGGAGCACUUUUGGUUUAUGAUAUAACCAGGAGAGAGACAUUUAAUCAUCUGGCAAGUUGGCUUGAGGAUGCUCGUCAACACGCAAAUCCUAACAUGACCAUCAUGCUCAUAGGAAAUAAAUGUGAUCUUGCUCAUCGGAGGGCUGUCAGCAAAGAGGAAGGGGAACAAUUUGCAAAGGAAAAUGGGCUUUUAUUCUUGGAGGCAUCUGCAAGAACAGCACAAAAUGUUGAGGAGGCUUUCAUAAGAACCGCUGCAAAAAUCCUUCAGAAUAUUCAGGAAGGCGUGUUUGAUCUAUCCAAUGAGUCAUCUGGUAUCAAGGUUGGGUACGGGCGUUCCCAAAGUGCAGCGGGGGCGAGAGAUGGAACCGUUGCUCCGAGAAGUGGAUGUUGCGGCUGAUUGAAAUGGAACGUUUAUUCCUAUAUAUCAAAUCCUUAAUUGUGCAUUUUCUUCAUGGCUGGCCCGUCGCUGUUAUGAAUACACCCUUUCAAACUGUCAUGCAGACUUGUGAAAAAGUUGGAAUGUACAUAAUCUAACGACAGCUUUUACUCACUCAUUGAAUUUAUUUCCUUGCCAUCAUCCAAAUUAAUACGAUUCUUGGAUUGCAUUUA
This is a messenger RNA of Malania oleifera, 1790 nucleotides long. Its product is annotated as ras-related protein RABB1b. Bases 943 to 1578 code for a protein of 211 amino acids. Gene Ontology annotation, molecular function: GTPase activity; GTP binding. The record is from RefSeq and is a predicted model, not a curated record. Gene Ontology annotation, biological process: regulation of endocytosis. Gene Ontology annotation, cellular component: endosome. The transcript is spliced from 6 exons. NCBI's taxonomy places the organism in Eukaryota, Viridiplantae, Streptophyta, Magnoliopsida, Santalales, Ximeniaceae.